GGCGGAGCUUUGCGUACAGGCAGGAAGUGGAAGAAAGGUAAAGUGAAAGUAUACUGCCACGGCUAAGCUCUACGUUUAAAGUCUGAUUUCUGUUACUAUUACUUAAAUAAACUGGAUUUUGUUUUUGUUUUUUUCUUCAGAUUUCUAAGGUUUAAGAGUGAGGAGAAAUGUCCUCCAUCAGCUGGAUUCUCGUGAAGCACCUGGAUGAGCUGGUCCAGGGCGACUUGGACAGAUUUAAAUGGUCUCUGAUGAGAAACAAAGCGCAGGGUUUUAGGCCUGUUCCCCGCAGCAAACUGGAGAACGCUAAUCAGCACGAUGUUGUGGACCUGAUGGUGGAUCAGUACGGACCACAAGACGCCGCCAACAUCACUAUAAAUAUUCUUAAAGACAUCGGAAAGGAGAAUCUCGCCAGUACCCUGGAAAAGAUGGUGGCAGGCCAAGUCCAGGCAGUAGAGGUGGACGGUGUGUCUUCCUCUUCCUCUUCCUCUUCUUCUUCCUCUCAGGCUGGUGGAGUCUCACAGGAAAUCAGCGCUAACAUGACGAGCACCGUACAAGCUCCUGUUCUGUCUGGAGUAAAUGGCCCGGUGACGAUAAACUUCACGAAAUGAAAACCUCCACCCUACACAUCUGGAGUGUUUUUAAUUCAGGGAAAAAACCCCCCAGAUAAUUAAGCGUCAGUGUGAACAGACCAAAGACGUGAAGGAAGUGUAAUUGUUUUGUCACUGUUAUUUUAAAUGCAUGUAGGUCUAGUUAUUUAAUUUAAUUAUGGUAUGCAUUAGUGUAUAAUAAAAUGGUAACUUUUAUGCACGAAUCAUA
Ictalurus punctatus (channel catfish) is the source of this 816-nucleotide messenger RNA. RefSeq lists its product as uncharacterized. The coding region runs from base 168 to 608 and encodes 146 amino acids. The record is from RefSeq and is a predicted model, not a curated record. Lineage: Eukaryota; Metazoa; Chordata; Actinopteri; Siluriformes; Ictaluridae. The transcript is spliced from 3 exons.